AUGAACCCACUCGAUCAAACAGACCGCUCACCCUCUUCAAUCAAACUCCCCUAUAGUCUGUCUUCAGUCCCGCUGGCCGUCGACUACUCAGACUUUUACGAUUCAACAACAUCUUGUUUUGAUCCUACAACUGAUUCCAAUGCUUCUACCACACUCUCGGCUGGUCCUGUGCCUGUAGUAUCAUCUUCCUCAGCUUCAUCUUUAUCAACUUUUGCAUCCUUCAGCUGUCCGUCUCUAACAAAUCUGGCCGGCUAUGCAGACCAUCAUCAACAAUCUUUGUCAACAGACAAUACUACCGCCACAAUGGCUACCAGAGGUCUUGAGCAACGUACCCGUAAGCUUUCGAUUUCCCCUGGAUCGUUGUCAGGAUGUGGAGGCCGCAAUCAUCCAAGAACAUGUGCGGCAAUUGCCGGCAUUUCGUCCAGUAGUUGUUUGGACCAAGAAAUAACGCAGAAUAUCAAUUCCACAGAAACUGCUUCUCCUCCUCCUCCUCCUCCUCCUUCUCAACCUACAACAACAAAUUUUGUUGCAUGUGAAAAUCCUUGUGACUCGUGCCGCAAACCAUGUCUUGCCCACCUGGCCAUGGCAUCUAGCAUAGCAGCCUUAGAGACCGACAAUUCUUCACAAUCGGCGUCUUGUUCCUGUUCUUGUUCUUCUUCCUCUUCCUGUUCCUGUUCCUCUUCUUCUUGUAAAGAAUCCAGUGGGCCUCAACAGCCGCGCGUAGGAAUGGAUGGUCGUCAUCACUCAUGUGGAUCAGAAAGCUGCGGCUCAGAAUCAAUCACUAAAGGCUCAAAGGCCCAUCAACAACAACAUACAAACAAUAAAAAUAACAAUAACUGUAGCAGUAGCAGUAGCAGUAGCAGCAACAGUAACGGCAGCCGGCGAAUGACGAUGCGGGCAGCUGGAGAACGAAGUAGCGGGAGUGGUGGCAUUUGCAAACAAAGCCCAUUAGAAUAUACGACGGAGAUUCCGGAGAUUUUUGUAGACCCGCAGAAAGUGCUAGGUAGUCUGAUGAGAGGGAUUUUAAAGAGUGGAAGUAAUCGUCAAGGAGGUCCCAGAAGUGCUCGUGAAAACAGCUGCGAAGGUAGAUCUGGAUCUGGUACUGAAUCAGCAGUAGUAAUAGAAGGAGAGUCUAUUGCGGACCGUGAUAACAAGCGACGCAAAAAGGGUGAACCGAGUAUUCCGGAUCCAAGCAAAAAAGCCGAAAAAGAAGAAGAAGAAGAAGAAGAAGAAGUUGAAGAAAAAGAAGAAGAAAAAGAAGAAGAAAAAGAGAAACACUUACAAACCACUCAAGUACCGGUCCCCAUGAAUGAGGAGACUCCGAAUAACUCCCAAACUCUUCCACCCGACCAGUUGCGCCGGAAAUCGCACCACAAUGGACCAAGGAAACGUGCCUGGGGUAUGGCCGGAACAAGCGGUGCUCCACCCCCACCACCUGUUCUACCGCCGCAUCUGGAGGCUGCGCUGUUCCAAACAGGCUCGUCGCUGCUUCACCCGCCGGCAUCAGUGUCUUUGUCUAGUCCUGGAUUAUCUUCGGCAACCACAGUGACAGCGGCAGCAGCGGCAGCGGCGGCAGCAGCAGCAGCAGCAGCAGCAAAUGGCGAUACUUUGAGUAGUAGUUCCGGGUCAAGUGCCACAGCGACAACCGCAGGAUCGGCCUCGUCGUUGGCAACUACCCCACGCUCGCGGUCCGUGUCACUGACAUCGCCAUCGACUCCGCGGCCACUUUUUAAUGCGUUCAAUCUCCCGCCAGAUCAGGCAUUUUCAGGCAAAUUAUCACCGGUUCCUGGAACUCCAUCAGGAGAAUCAGCUGCUUCUUUAGCUUCAACAGCGCCACCAUUACAAUUACCAUUACCACCACCACCACCACCACCUUCAUCAUCAUCAUCGUCAUCAUUAGGGAAAGCACAAGAUCCAGCUCCUCCGUCGUACUUCUCAACAAUCAACUUUAACGAUAUUGAAGAUCCAGAUACGCUACUGACGCAACCAAACCACGUCACACUCAACCACCUGGCCACGUCGAGUAUUCGCAACUCCAUUCUUGCUGCGGCGUGCACUAGUCGCUACAAGAGUAAAUACAUUACUCAAAUUCUCUAUACGCCCAUGUAG
Magnusiomyces paraingens is the source of this 2109-nucleotide messenger RNA. RefSeq lists its product as uncharacterized. Gene Ontology annotation, molecular function: protein binding. The transcript has a single exon. The coding region runs from base 1 to 2109 and encodes 702 amino acids. NCBI's taxonomy places the organism in Eukaryota, Fungi, Ascomycota, Dipodascomycetes, Dipodascales, Dipodascaceae. The record is from RefSeq and is a predicted model, not a curated record.